Messenger RNA from Corylus avellana, 866 nucleotides. NCBI's taxonomy places the organism in Eukaryota, Viridiplantae, Streptophyta, Magnoliopsida, Fagales, Betulaceae. The record is from RefSeq and is a predicted model, not a curated record.
UCCCCCACAGACCGGCCCAUCAGAGUUUGUCAGCCAUACCGGAAAGCUUGUCUGUGCGCUCGUAUUGUUCAUGUUCAGUCUAUCACGGUACUACGGUAGAGAUCCCAAAUCAAUCUUUCUUCAGUGGCCUUAGAUCAGAAACUGAGACACCCAAAAUAUGGAGUACAGAAAAAUCAAAGAUCAGGAUAAAGAUGGGGAUGGUGGUGGAGACGACAUAGAGAGCUCAAGAGGGAAAGCUCAUGCAGUGAGUAAUGUGGAUAUUGAGCGCACCAAGUGGAAGCGCAAGUCCGUUGUUACGCUCGCAUUGACUGUUCUUACGAGUUCGCAAGCGAUACUUAUUGUGUGGUCUAAGAGAGCUGGAAAGUAUGAGUAUAGUGUUACCACUGCAAAUUUUAUGGUGGAGACUUUGAAAUGUGCAUUAUCACUUGCAGCCUUGACAAGAAUCUGGAGAAGUGAAGGUGUUACAGAAGAUAACAGGUUGAAUACGACAUUGGAUGAAGUUAUUGUGUUCCCCAUUCCUGCAGCACUUUACCUAGUCAAAAACUUGCUUCAGUAUUACAUCUUUGCGUAUGUCGAUGCGCCAGGUUAUCAGAUACUGAAGAACCUGAAUAUUAUCAGUACCGGUGUUCUAUACAGAAUUAUACUUAAGAAGAAGUUGAGCGAGAUUCAAUGGGCAGCUUUCAUUCUACUAUGUGCUGGGUGCACCACAGCUCAGCUAAAAUCGAAUUCAGAUCAUGUUCUUCAAACUCCUUUUCAAGGUUGGGUGAUGGCCAUUGUCAUGGCACUAUUGAGUGGUUUUGCAGGAGUAUAUACCGAGGUGAGCUUUCUAAGUACACAGUUUGCACUCUAGUUCUUCGGAACCGCCA